Messenger RNA from Penaeus monodon (black tiger shrimp), 939 nucleotides. RefSeq lists its product as uncharacterized. The coding region runs from base 1 to 939 and encodes 312 amino acids. The transcript has 5 exons. The record is from RefSeq and is a predicted model, not a curated record. Lineage: Eukaryota; Metazoa; Arthropoda; Malacostraca; Decapoda; Penaeidae.
AUGAAAAUUAGUGGAAAACCUUUUGACAUUGGGAUUAUUCAAAUCUAUGCCCCGACUGCAGACAAAGACAUGGAGGAAAUUGAAAUAUUCUAUGAAAAUCAUCCAAGAAAAUGCUGGACAUGGAAAAGCCCUGGAGACAGCACACGAAAUCAAAUUGACUACAUAUUAAUGCAAGAACGAUAUCGCAACUCCAUCACAUCAUGCAGAUCUAUGCCAGGUGCAGACUGUGGCAGUGACCACAUCCCAGUUGUGGGAACCAUGGACGUGAAGCUUAAGAGUGUAAAGAACAAAUUUGACAUUCUUGACAUUUUAAAUUCAGCCGAGCAAAGAUGGCAAAAGAUAAAGGAAAGCAUCAACGAAGCAGCUAAGGAACAGAUCCCUAUCACAGAGAAAAGAGCUAACAAGAAAUGGAUGACACCAGAGAUCACAGAUCUCACGGAAGAGAGGGGAAGAGUCAAACAGUGGUCAGAAUAUACUGAAGAACUAUAUAAAGAUGAGAGAGGACCAGCACCACCAAUAAACACUGUCACUGAAAGUUCACCAAUUCUGGCUGAGGAAGUGGAACAAGCAAUAAAAAAGAUGAAAAAAGUCAAGGCAGCAGGGCCAGAUAAUGUUCCCACUGAAAUCAUAACAGCUCUAAAAGAAGUAGGAAUUAUGGAAAUAACAAAACUCCUCAACAUCAUCUAUGACACAGGAGAAUUACCGAAUGAUUUAACAAAAUCAAGACAGUUUGGAUUUGUGGCAGAUAAGGGCACUCGAAACGCAAUUUUUACAAUUAAUAUGCUCCUAGAAAGAUCAAUAGAAGUACAGAAACACAUAUAUCUCUGUUUUAUAGACUACUCAAAGGCCUUUGACAAAGUGAGACAUGAGGAUCUAUUCACCAUUCUAUCAAGUCUGAACAUAGAUGCCAAAGACCUAUGCAUCUUAAGAAACCUAUAA